Messenger RNA from Anthostomella pinea, 396 nucleotides. The record is from the annotation of a GenBank genome assembly. NCBI's taxonomy places the organism in Eukaryota, Fungi, Ascomycota, Sordariomycetes, Xylariales, Xylariaceae.
AUGUUUCUGACCGACAAUAACGGUCACAUCCGCACAACGGAGCUCCUUGCACCGGAGAACGUGACAAGCAACGCCAACCCGCAGGUCAUCACAGAAUACCUCAAACGAGUGCAGGCGGUUACCUGGAAUCGGAAAUUCUUCGAGGCCGAAACUUCGGGGAUCGGUGCCUCAGAUCCGCUCUUUGGCCUCGGUCCUCCAGAGACUCAGAACGAUGAUAGGAUCUGCAUACUUUACGGGUGCAGCGUUCCUUGCAUUCUACGCCCCAAGGCGAAUGGCAACGUGCUUUUCCAAUUCAUCGGGGAGGCCUACGUGCACGGGAGGAUGGACGGCGAAGCCAUAUUUACGGUAUCACCAGAUAAGCUCAAGACCCAGAAGACUACUUUCUGUGUCAUAUAG